AUGGAGCCUCCACUUCACACGCCGCUGCCGCUGCUGAUGCUGAUGCUGCUGUUGCUGCUCAUGGGCUCCGCCGCGCUCCCUGCGCCCCCCAGGAUCCCAAGACAUUCAGACGGGACGUUCACCAGCGAGCUCAGCCGCCUGCAGGAUAGUGCCAGGCUGCAGCGCCUGCUGCAGGGUCUGGUGGGGAAACGCAGUGAGCAGGACACAGAAAAUUUCCCAGAGACCAGCCUGGCUCGGUCCAAGCCUUCAGAGGACCAGCUCUGCUUGCUGUGGUCGAACACUCAGGCCCUACAGGACUGGCUACUCCCCAGGCUUCCUCUGGAUGGGUCCUGGUCUCCCUGGCUGCCUCCUGGACCAAAGCCUGCUGUAGAUGUUUCAGAGUGGACUGAAGCAACCAGGCAGCCCUGAUGAGGGAGGAGGGGGAGCCUCAAGGAGCCUGGCUGGAGCUAGGGUUUGGUUGACCUUGGCAUCAAUAAAGAAGGAAUUUAGACCCUAGUCUUUCA
Messenger RNA from Phodopus roborovskii (desert hamster), 503 nucleotides. It is a transcript of the gene Sct, whose product is annotated as secretin. The transcript is spliced from 4 exons. The record is from RefSeq and is a predicted model, not a curated record. NCBI's taxonomy places the organism in Eukaryota, Metazoa, Chordata, Mammalia, Rodentia, Cricetidae. Gene Ontology annotation, cellular component: extracellular region. Gene Ontology annotation, molecular function: hormone activity. The coding region runs from base 1 to 408 and encodes 135 amino acids. Gene Ontology annotation, biological process: positive regulation of pancreatic juice secretion; negative regulation of gastrin-induced gastric acid secretion; brain development.